This is a messenger RNA of Zeugodacus cucurbitae (melon fly), 1084 nucleotides long. RefSeq lists its product as uncharacterized. Bases 577 to 957 code for a protein of 126 amino acids. NCBI's taxonomy places the organism in Eukaryota, Metazoa, Arthropoda, Insecta, Diptera, Tephritidae. The transcript has 3 exons. Gene Ontology annotation, cellular component: proteasome core complex. The record is from RefSeq and is a predicted model, not a curated record. Gene Ontology annotation, molecular function: threonine-type endopeptidase activity.
UAUAUUCAAUAUUCUGUGUUUUUCCGAUGACUAACCCACAAAAACAACGAAAAACCUAUAUACAACAUAGCCGGCAAUAAUAGCAAUAUAACAUUUGCUAUAAAUCCAAAAAAUUGUCAUUAUCUUCUACACAAAACUUAUACUAGCAAAAAAAAUCUACACAAUUUCAAAACUCUUAUGAACUCUUAUUUUUGUUUUCAUUUUAAUGUUUUAUACAUGUUUCAAUUAUAAAAGGUUUGAUAAGUAAACAGCUUUCUCACUCUUUUCUGACAACCUUUCUGCGUCAGCGAAUACAACCUUUUGUAACGCAGUGUCAAAUCUUAGCUGUCGCUACUUACCAAACCUUUUAUAAUUGAUUGUAUUUUAUACAUGUUAUGACAAUGGCGUGUCAUUAAAUUGAACUUGGGGACUAUUAUAAUCGGAGCUAGAAGUGAAAAUGUCAUUAUUCUUGGAACAGAUAGUCGGAUAACUGCAGCAUCCUUUAUUCUGCAUUCAGAAUUUUCGAAAAUAGAAAAAUUGAGUCGAAAUAUCUAUGCUGCAUUCUGUGGAUGUUGUAGUAUUACUACAGAAUUGGAUAUGAUUAAAAAUGAUUUAAAAAUGUAUGAAUAUCGCACACAUAAAGACUCGUUGGUUUUUGAUGCAGCCAAUUUGAUAAGGAAUGUUAUUUAUAAGAAUCGAGAAAAGCUCCAUGGUACAUGCUUAAUAGUGGCAGGAUGGGACUAUAAAGAGGACACUCAAUUAUACAUGAUACAUUCUAAUGGUUUCCUUGAAAGAACUUCACUUGCUGCUGCGGGCAGUGGGUCUGAAAUCGUUGAAGGCUUUCUGCAAAACCGAUAUAAUACCGAUAUGAGUAUAAAUGAAUGUAAAUCGUUAGUAGAAGAAGGUAUUGAACUUGCUAUAUAUAAUGAUACAUCAUGUGGCGGUAACAAAAGUAUAGUUAUUGUUGGACGUGACUAAUCCGAGUUAGUGUUUAAAGUAUUAAAAAUAUUGUAACACAAUAACUAGUAAUAAGAAUUUACGUUUUUGACUUGAAUACGUAAAAUAAUAUAAUAAACAAUAAACUUAUUUAAAUUAACGGAUAAAA